CCUGGCGCUCACGGAGCGGGAGCGGCGAGGCGGCCGCUCUGCAGGGACGGGGUUCGGCCGCCGCCCCCCGUGCCGGCCUCGCCUCUGCCCGCCGGGCUCAGCCGAGCGGGCGGGAUCCGGGCCGGCGCCCAGGCCGCGGCCGGUGCGGCGUGAGCGGGGCCGCGGCGGAAGCCGAGGCGUCGCAGCUGCCGGGCCGGGCACCGGGCUGCUAAAGGCUCGCCGAGGGAUACAACCGGGCUAAAGCAGAAUGUGAAGAUCAACUACAGUAACUACAAUAAUAUAGCUGUAAAUACUAGUUUAGUUGUUAAAUUACCUUUCAAUCCAUUGAUUGCCGUACUGGCCGUGAAUUCAAGUGACCAGUAUGGCUCUGGCUGUGCUGCUGAACGGUGCUUCCUUCCCCGCUGGAUGCUGCAGGCACAAAGUUUUGCUCUCCUCACUUGGACCUCUCCUCAGCAAUUCAAAAUUGUACAGCAGCUACAGGAGGCCCGGGGCAGAGCCUGAGAAAAAACUGUCUUGGCAGAAUGUUGAUUUCAGCUUUAAGAAGACCAUUGAUCACCUGAAGACUCAGCUAAGCUUGCUGAAGAAGGAAACCCAAGAUUACUUAAAAGGACCUCGAGGCCAUCCAUUGAGUCAGCACUUGCUGGAACAAACAAGGGUGUUGUGGCAGUUUAGGAGCCAAGAAGAUUUAAAUAAAUGGGUUAUUUCCUCUGAUAUGGAGAUUGGAGGGAAAAGUCAAGUUUACAUCAAAUUGGGUAGGAAUAACCAGGCUGCUCUGCUGUAUGGAACCCUCAAUACAGAAGUGCCUCGUGAUGGGGAGACAAAAUACAGUGGAUAUUGCAGUAUGAGAUCCAGACCACUAGUGGGAUCUUUUAACAGGAAGAAGUAUUAUGACUGGUCAAACUUCAACAGUCUGUAUUUACGUGUCCGUGGUGAUGGCAGACCUUGGAUGGUAAACAUUUAUACAGACCCCUACUUCUCUCAUCAAAAGGAUGACCUCUACAGCUACUUCAUGUUUACCCGAGGAGGCCCAUACUGGGAGGAAAUACAGAUUCCAUUCUCCAAAUUCUUUCUCUCCAGUCGAGGAAGAGUCCAGGAUAACCAGCAUCCUGUCUGGUUAGACAAGGUUAGAACUCUUGGAUUCACCAUUGGAGAUAAAGUAGAUGGUCCAUUCCAGCUGGAGAUUGAUUUUAUUGGUCUGCUAAAUGACAGAGCUCAUAAAGAAAAGUUUGCCUAUGAAGCAUAUGACAAGAACACUCCAGUCUAAGUUGGGCUGGUGUCCUUUGGAACAUUCUUCAGAUAUUUGGUUUAUUUUUAUAAAAUACUUCUUAACAUGUGGUUUGUAACAGCUUGAAGAGCCUGUGUAAACAUUAAAAAGAUAAGUGCAUGAAGUGUGGCACCACGGGCAUCUUUAAACUCCCAAAUACAGACUCAUGGAGAGACUGUACACAGAUGGAUGGAUUGCAAUGUAGCCUGAGAGCAGUUGUGAUGUUCUUACAAAGUAGUAACUCUUUGGCUUCUGUCCUGACCUUUACUGAAAAAAGUAUUUCA
Messenger RNA from Passer montanus (Eurasian tree sparrow), 1548 nucleotides. RefSeq names its product NADH:ubiquinone oxidoreductase complex assembly factor 1 (gene NDUFAF1). The coding region runs from base 362 to 1264 and encodes 300 amino acids. Lineage: Eukaryota; Metazoa; Chordata; Aves; Passeriformes; Passeridae. The record is from RefSeq and is a predicted model, not a curated record. Gene Ontology annotation, cellular component: mitochondrion. The transcript is spliced from 5 exons. Gene Ontology annotation, biological process: mitochondrial electron transport, NADH to ubiquinone; mitochondrial respiratory chain complex I assembly.